Molecule: messenger RNA, 3591 nt
Organism: Spea bombifrons (plains spadefoot toad)
Lineage: Eukaryota; Metazoa; Chordata; Amphibia; Anura; Pelobatidae
Gene: GTF2I
Product: general transcription factor IIi
Exons: 33
Coding region: 461-3280 (939 amino acids)
Cellular component (GO): nucleus
Molecular function (GO): DNA-binding transcription factor activity
Source: RefSeq, a predicted model, not a curated record
UAUUACAAGCUCAGUCCGGGUACUUAUAGAGGCCGCUGCAGCUCCAGCCGCUUUGUUCUUUUUUAGAGCAGCAAGCAGCGUCAAACGUGGAGUGUGAUGGGACUUGUAGUGCCGUGAGCUGCCACUUCCUGUCGCUGCACAUUGAUCUGGCACUAAAGUAAAACUACAGCCCCCAUAGUCCCUCGCGGUGGAGGAGCAUGCGCGCUCUCUUAUCUCAGAAGAGAGCCGAGAAGAAAAAAAAUCUAAAAGAAAAAUACGAAGAAGCUCGUCUUGCACAGCGCGGUGCGGCUAAUGCAUGGUAUUAAGGAAGCACCGGGUAAGAGUUCCACGAGUCGCCAUCUGGGACUGUGAGGAGGCUCUCGUGACACGGGAAGCUUCGCGAGCGACGGCGCCAGUGACUGCACUGUAUUUAGCUGUGUCCGGCUUUAGCAUCUGCAUUGCAGCCGAUUAAUUCGGGAAAAUGUCGCAAUUCACAGUGCCGGUCCCCAGUGAUUCUUCUGGGAGCAAAGAAACUAUUAUGUGCCUCAUAUCUGCACUGGAGUCAGUGUGUAAGGAGUUCGCUAAGGUCAAGGCAGAAGUCGCUUGCAUUGCCGUGUACGACUCCGAAGCCCUGAUAGUUGGCAGCAAGAAGGGAAAAACUUUUUUAGACACAAGAAAGGAUUUUCAGAAAGACUUCUUAAAAUACUGUAAUUCGGAGGAAGGUUCUUUUCCAAAGGAUCGUAUCGUUAAGAGUCCGAUGAUGGAAAUUGACUCUCUCCGGAAAUCAGUGGAGGAUUUGUUCUGUAUUUGCUAUGGUAAAGCUUUGGGAAAAUCAACCCCAGUACCGGUGCCCUAUGAUAAGAUGACAAAAGACCCCACUGCAGUCUCGGUGUGCGGGCUUCCGAAAGAAGUGCCAGUCCGAGAUCCGUCAAAAUAUGAUCUUCACACUUUGAAGCAGAUUCUCGAUAACAAGUCUCAGCUCUAUUUCAUUAUUAAAAGGCCAUUUAUUGAUCAGAGGAAAUCAAAGUCUAAGGAAGAUGAAAUUACUGAAGAUACAGAUGAGUCUUUCUCAGAAAGCAUUGUUCCUGUUCAAGUGAAAACUGAGCCAAGCGAUGACUCUGAAAGUUCAGUUGAACUGACCACUGUGACAGUAAAGGAAGAAGAGGAAGACCUGGAGUAUUAUAAGUUUAAUUUCCAAGGGUAUAGUUAUGGUGAAGAGUCCAAUGAAGCAGCUGAUAUGGAUCAAGCAGAAGACUCAACUCAUCACGCAGCCUCUGAAACAAGUGAGGAUCCUGAAGUUGAGGUCACUAUAGAAGAUGAUGACUACUUACCACCUCACAAGAAGCAAAAGGGUGCAGAAACUCUACAUGAUCAGUCGACACAAUGCAGAAGAAAAACACGAGAAUUUAACUUUGAAAAGUGGAAUGCAAGAAUCACAGACUUGAGGAAACAGGUGGAAGAGUUGUUUGAGAGAAAAUACGCUCAAGCCAUAAAUGUGAAUGGUCCCGUAUCAAUUCCAUAUCACCUCUUCCAGUCGAAUACAGAGGAUCUGUAUGUGGAAGGACUUCCCGAAGGAAUUCCAUUUAGAAAACCUUCAACUUAUGGAAUUCCACGCCUCGAAAGGAUACUGCUUGCACGAGAACGGAUACGCUUUGUGAUUAAAAAGCCUGAUCUUUUAAAUUCUGCGACAGAACCAUUUUUCAUUGAAAAGACAGCCCCAGGAGUGAAAGAGGAAUGGUAUGCAAGAAUCACAAAAUUAAGAAAAACUGUUGAUCAUCUAUUUUGUAAAAAGCUGGCGGAGUCUUUGGGAAAAACAGAGCUCAUGCCUGUACCGUACCAGAAGUUUGAGGCUAACCCCAACGAAAUGUACGUGGAAGGUCUGCCUGAUAAUAUACCAUUCAGAAGCCCAUCCUGGUAUGGGAUCCCCAGGCUGGAGAAAAUUAUUCAGGUUGGCAACAGGAUCAAAUUUGUGAUUAAAAAUCCAGAGCUACUUACACAGGCUUCAGCGGACUCUAUUCAGAACAAAACAAAUGCAGGAGCGAAAGAAGACUGGAAUAUAAGGAUAACUAAGUUAAGAAAGCAAGUUGAGGAGAUCUUCAAUGCAAAAUUUGCUCAAGCACUGGGGCUCUCAGAAGCUGUGAAAGUCCCUUAUCCUGUAUUCGAGUCCAAUCCAGAGUUUCUGUAUGUAGAAGGGCUUCCAGAAGGCAUUCCAUUCCGGAGUCCAACUUGGUUUGGCAUUCCACGACUUGAAAGAAUUGUACGCGGAAGCACCAAAAUCAAGUUUGUCGUCAAGAAGCCGCAGUUGGUAUUCCCCUAUAUUCCUCCUGAACUAACUGAUAAAAUAGGUGUUGACGCUUUACCGAACACGGAGACAGACCAGAGAGCAGAAAGUCCGUCGGUGGACGUUGCAGUGGAAAGUGUGAAUUCAGUGCCAGGAGUCUCGCAAGAUACAUCAAAAAACAUUGUGCUCCCUCAAACGAAUGGUUCCAGUGUGGCAUGCAAACCACGAGGGAGAGAGUUUUCCUUUGAGGCAUGGAAUGCAAAAAUUACAGACUUGAAGCAGAAAGUGGAAGCACUAUUUGAUGAAAAAUGUGGAGAGGCGUUAGGCCUGAAUGAGCCUUUCAAAGUGCCGUUUGCAUUGUUUGAAUCCUACCCGGAGGACUUCUACGUGGAGGGUCUUCCCGAGGGCGUUCCUUUUCGCAGGCCUUCUACAUUUGGAAUUCCUAGGCUCGAAAAGAUUCUCCGAAACCGAGCCAAGAUUAAAUUUAUAGUCAAAAAGCCUGAAAUGUUUGAAACUGCAGCCAAAGAGCCCCCUGUACACUUUCUACCAAGAAGGGGAAGUGCCCACAACGCCUCUGUUACUGCAUCUGCACUUGAAGAUCUCAAUAUUAUACAAGUAACUAUACCAGAUGUGGACACCGAAAAAACAGUUAAAGUAGAUAAAGCCCGUCAGCUGAGGGAACAAGUGAAUGAACUCUUUAGUCAGAAAUUUGGAGAAGCUAUUGGUAUGAGUUUCCCAGUGAAAGUCCCGUACAGAAAAAUAACCACUAAUCCAGGUUGUGUGGUAGUGGAUGGUAUGCCUCCUGGGGUUACUUUUAAGGCCCCCAGUUACCUGGAAGUCGGUUCUAUGCGGAAAAUUCUGGAUUCUGCAGAAUUCAUAAAAUUUACUGUUAUUAGACCCUUCCCAGGAUUGGUGCUUAACAAUCAAGUACAUGAUGAAAGUGCAUCUGCAACAUCUGUAGGAUCUGGUAAAGCGGACAAAAGCCAAGUAGAAGAAUCAACAGAUGAAGGUAAGGGUUAACAUUACUUCUAAAGCACCCGUGAAUGCUGCAACACUAUGCAAUUUAAUUGGCUUCCAAAAAGUGGGGACAGAUCCAGCGUCAGUGCUAUUUGAUCUGAUGUACUGUUAGUAAAAUGACAAUAAGUCCAGACCUCAUCAGGCAGUCCUCCUGUUUAGACGCUGCAGAGUGUUUCCCAUCUUGAACAUGCUGGAAGAAUGUUCCACAAAAAACUGUGAACCAGUGGUUUGAUGAGAGUCUACGCUAAACUUGUAAUGGACGGACAAAAAAUGUUGAUGACCAGUGAAGUUGAAAUAUACUGCACUAUUAACUC